This is a messenger RNA of Oncorhynchus gorbuscha (pink salmon), 345 nucleotides long. RefSeq names its product kinesin-like protein KIF3B. The transcript is spliced from 3 exons. The record is from RefSeq and is a predicted model, not a curated record. Lineage: Eukaryota; Metazoa; Chordata; Actinopteri; Salmoniformes; Salmonidae. The coding region runs from base 1 to 345 and encodes 114 amino acids.
AUGGAGAGCAAGCUGCUGGUUGGAGGGAGGAACAUCAUGGAUCUCACCAGCGAACAGCAGAAGACCCUGGAGACACGCAGACAGGAGAUCGCUGAGCAGAGUCGUAGAGAGAGGGAGAUUCUGCAGCAGGUGAUGGUUCAGGAUGAAGAGACUCUAGAACUCAGAGAAACAUUCUCCUCCCUGCAACAGGAGGUGGAGGCCAAGACCAAGAAGCUCAAGAAGCUCUAUGCUAAGCUGCAGUGUGUGAAGGCUGAGAUCCAGGAUGUUAAUGAUGAGCACGUCAGGAGUCGACAGGAGCUGGAGCAGACGCAGAACCAACUCACCAGAGAACUCAAGUUCAAGUAA